AUGAGAAGAUAUCAACGUCAGGCGCAAUCGCAACCGAAACAUGGGCCGCCCUCAGUCAGCGGCGCAUCCAAAGCUCCGAUCGCGCCGCCCAGCCGACGACCAGAUGAGAGAGGAUCCGGGAUCACGAAGAAGUCCGUGAAACGCCCGCCUCCUCAGGCAACCCCAGCACCAGCCGCAAAGGUCCAGCAGCAGAUUAUUCCAGAUAGCCUACAACAGCUGAUCUUGGAUAUUUUUCGGGAAACAUUUCCCCAAGUGAAUGAAUUUGAAGCGAUGAAACCGGCGUUGCGGGAGAUCAAGGAUACUCUAGACCGACGGGAUUUUCAGCAAGCCUUUGCCACUGAAGAGCACAAGGAGAAAUACACCAUCCGAUGGAGUCCGAGCCAGGCGUUGGCAUAUUCAAACAUUCUGGCUUGGAUUGCCAAGGAAUACAGCGACAAUGAAUGGGUUAAACAGUUCCUUACUGAUGGUGUUAAAAAUAACCCGUCAAGUGUCCUCUGUUUUGGUCGAGGUGCGGCGGAGCUCGUGGCUUUGAUCGUAAUGCUGAAGAACUCUCAUCUGAGCGCAUUAGGACAGCCUGCCCAACCAGAGCUCGAAAAUGGACAAGAAAUUGAUGGGGCGCUUGGAAAUUUGACCGUGUCUGAUCAGUGGCCCAUAUCAGACAAGACUCUGCUGAGGGUUGGCCUGGUUGACACGACGGACUGGACCGAGGUCGUCUCCAAAAUACACCAAUCUUAUACAACACCACGCCCUCUCUCCAAAUAUGCCAGCGCCAAGGCACGACUCUCAAACACUUCUCCGCUUUCCCCCAAGGCUCUGAGCUGGAAAUUUACGCAACUCGAUAUACUUGAUUGUGGAAUUGAAGAACUAGGUUCUAUGAUCGGUGCCGAUCCAACACUAAUUACUCUCUUCUUUACCCUGAACGACAUGUAUAUGACUUCAAUCUCCAAAGUAUCGGCUUUGUUGCGGAAGAUAACUGCGGCGGCGCCUAAAGGGAGCCUUCUACUCGUCGUUGAUAAACCCGGAGCUUGUGUCGAGGCCACACCUACGGACAACAAUGCUGGGACAGAGGGGAGACAAUACCCUAUCCACCUGCUAAUGUAUCGGGCACUAUUUCCCGAGGAACAUCAAAAGGUUGAAAAGGUCAAAGACAAGAAAGAACCUGCUUGGGAGAAGUUGGUCGAAGAGGAUAAUUGCAUUUUCAAGCUAGACAAGGGUCUAGUGUUUCCUGGCUGCCUGGAAAAUAUCAAGUUCCAGAUGCACCUACUUCAACGUUUGUAG
This is a messenger RNA of Clonostachys byssicola, 1278 nucleotides long. NCBI's taxonomy places the organism in Eukaryota, Fungi, Ascomycota, Sordariomycetes, Hypocreales, Bionectriaceae. The record is from the annotation of a GenBank genome assembly.